GGAUUACCCAUUUUUGGAGGCAAUAAGAGCAUGAUAGCAAACAGAAUUUCUUAUUGGCUCGGCGUUACUGGACCAUCGUAUAACAUCGAUACUGCAUGUAGCUCGAGUCAUUUCGCUAUGGUGGAAGCUUACAGGAUGAUUCGAUCUGGCAUUUGCGAUGCGGCUAUUGUCGCUAGUGUCAAUUUGUGUCUCCAUCCUAAUGUAACUUACCAGUUUUUUCGUUUGGGAGUUUUAUCUAAUGAUGGCUACUGUAAACCUUUCGAUGAAGAAGGCUCUGGUUACAUGCGUAGUGAUGCAGCUGUAGUAGUAUACCUACAAAAGGCAAAGGAUGCAAGAAGAAUCUAUGCGACCUUUGUCUAUGGUAAAACCAACUGCGAUGGCUUUAAAAAAGAAGGAAUUACCUUUCCAUCAUUUGACAAGCAAAAAAUAUUAUUGGAAGAAUUUUACGAAGAAUGUGAUAUUUCGCCUCUUGAAUUAUCUUACGUGGAGGGUCAUGUAACUGGUACUCCAGCCGGUGAUCCUGUGGAACUUCAAGCCAUCGAUGAAGCUAUAUGCGCUAAAAGACAGCUUCCUCUAUUAAUGGGUUCAGUGAAGUCAAAUAUUGGACAUUCAGAGCCGGUUAGCGGUCAUUGUCAAAUUGCAAAGGUUUUAAUAGCGAUGGAAACUGGUAUAAUGGCUCCUACUAUACAUUUUAAACAUCCACGAAAGAAUUUGACUGCUGUCAUUGAAGGAAGAAUAAAUAUAGUCACUGAACCGACAGAAUAUAAGGGUGGUUAUAUCGGUAUUAAUUCCUUUGGAUUUGGCGGUGCUAAUUGCCACAUAUUACUGAAAUCAAAUCCAACAAUUAAAGUCAAUAAUGGAGGAGACGAUAAUUUACCUAGGCUCGUAGCUAUAUCUGGAUGUACGGAGGAAGCAGUUAAAAUUAUAUUAGAAGACGUACAGAGCCGGCCAAUAGAUGUAGAAUAUAUCUCUUUGCUACAUCAUAUUCAUAGUGACAAUAUAAAAGGGCAUUUCUACAGGGGAUACAUGAUUGCUGGAUCUAACGUAUCCGAUAACGCAAUAAUUAAAAUGAAAAGCAACAUAUGUACGAGAAGACCGAUUUGCUUCAUAUUUUCUGGAAUUGGAUUUCAAUGUCUUAACAUGGGUCGAGCUUUAAUGAAAUUUCCAGCAUUCAUUAAAGCAGUCCAGAAAUGCGACACAAUUUUGAGACCCCACGGUAUAUCGGUGACAGAUAUUCUAACAAAUAAAGACAAAGAUAUUGUCGAUAACGUCGUCAAUUUAUUUGUAGGCCUUAUUGGAUUACAGAUCGGAAUAGUUAAUCUUUUAACAAGCAUUGGUAUCACUCCUGAUAUUAUAAUGGGUCAUUCCAUUGGCGAGUUGAUUUGUGGAUAUGCCGAUGGAUGUUUGACGGCCGAAGAAACAAUCAUGUUGGCAUAUUAUGUCGGCUUAGCAUUUCUUAAGUCAAAAAUAAUAGAUGGUUUAAUGGCUGAAAUUAAUCUCGAUUCCAAAACUAUGAAAAAUAUCUGUCCACCGGAUAUUGAUGUAGCUUGUUACAAUAAUUCACAUAAUUCUGUUGUGAGUGGACCAACGACCUCUGUAAGAGCAUUCCUCGCUAAGUUACAGAAUGACAAUAUUUUCGUAAAAGAAAUUUCUUUCGGACGUAUACCUCUUCAUAGUCGUUACGUCGAACCUGCAAAAGUUAAACUUUUGGAAUACUUGAAUCAAAUAUUGCCACAACAAGUGUCUCCAAGCUCAAAGUGGUUGGGUGUGCCAAAUGAGUCUUAUGAAUGGUUUAACGCAUCUCCAAAAUCAAGUCUAGCAGAAUAUUAUGCAAACUAUUUGCAAGCCCCCGUAUUAUUUUCAGAAACUCUGCGUUUUAUUCCAAAUAACGCAGUGACGAUUGAGAUAGCGCCGCACAACAUUCUACAAUACAUUCUUAAUGAUUCUUUAAAGACAACAGUGACAAAUGUCGCCUUAUACAAAUUCUCUCACAAACCAAAUAUUGAAAUAUUUUUAUACAGUAUCGGAAAACUUUAUAAUGCAGGAUUGCAGCCGCAAAUUGCAAAUUUAUAUCCGGAAGUUAAGUUUCCUGUAACUCGUGGUACACCAAUGAUUUCUCACCUUAUAAGAUGGAAUCAUUCCAAAGAUUGGUAUAUGUAUCGUUAUAUCGGACAAAAAGUAAUUGACAAAGGGGAAGCAAUUGUUACUAUUAAUGUGUUGGAAGAAGAAUUUAAAUAUAUGACUGGACAUGUCAUUGAUGGAAAAAAUUUAUUACCGGCUACAGGAUAUCUUUUACUUAUAUGGCAGAUGAUCGGCUGGUUAAAGAAACAAAAUUAUUGCGAUAUACCAAUUAUAUUUGAAGAUGUCAAUUUUCUACGCUCUACAAUAUUAUCAAAACAAAGUCCAGUCGAUUUAAUUCUUAUGGUGCAAAAAGAUAGUGGCAAAUUCGAGAUAAUCGAAGGAAGCAAUGCUGUCGUUACUGGAACAGUACGAAUUCCAAUUAAUAUUGAAGACGAAAAAAUAUGUACUACAUUUAUUGAUAGAAAUGACAAUGGUGAAGAGGAGAUGAAUACAAAAGAUAUCUAUAAAGAAUUGAAGCUUUGUGGUUAUCAAUAUACUGGCAAAUUUCGUGGAUUAAAAAGCGCGUCAAUUAGGGGAAAGAAUGGUCAUAUUGUCUGGACUGACAACUGGGCAACAUUUAUUGACAACAUGUUACAAAUGAUGAUUUUAGGACUGGAUUCGAGAAGUCUCUCCGUACCAACAAGAAUUCGUAAAGUAGUAAUCGACCCAGGAUUUCAUAUAGAACCAAUUGAAAAGCUUCCAAAUGAAGAAAAUCAAGUCCUUGUACAACAUUAUAAGCAUUUAGAUGCUUUGAUAUCCGGCGGAAUUGAAAUAAGCGGCGUCGUGGCUACAGCUAUAUCUCGCCAACAAAGAGCAAUUCAUCCCGUUCUUGAAGAAUACAAGUUUGUUGCUCAUCGGGAUCUAGAUGUAAUGUCUUUAGAGGACAUAACAAGAAUGUCGGUGCAUAUUGCGCUCGAGUGUUACAAUAUGGUAAACGUAAAAAUCAUCGAAUUUGUGGAGGAUAGCGAUCAAGUGAUGCCGGAAAAUUUAAAUUGUUUAUUUGUGAAUAAAGUACUAGAUGAUUUACCGCAAAUUCAAUCCGAUAUCAAACUGGUAGCAACACACGAGCGGUUAAAAGAUAUCGCUUUGCCUGAUAAUAUUUCUACAAUAGAAUUUGAUAAACUGACAAAAAAUGAAAAUUGUUUGAUGAUUAUAGGUUUCGGAAUUUUAACAAAAAAUAAAAACAAAUUAUAUGAACAAUUAUUAUCUGUCAUGAUGCCAAAAGGAUUUCUUCUAACAUUCGAAGAAUUGGAUGCUAUCUACGACUACUCAUGUCUAGAUAAAUAUGGGUUAAAAGUAAUUUUGGAGAAACGCACCAACGAUAAGACAAUUAUAUUAUUAAGGAAAAUACGCGAUAUUAAUAAGAGGAAUCUACAGAUUGUGCAUGUAAACAAUUAUGAAUUCUCAUGGAUAGACAGGCUUAAAUUAUUCAUGGACAUAGAAAAUGAAACUAAGAGAAUUAUAGUCGUCGCAGAAGGGGACUUCGAAUGCGGACUAAUCGGCCUUGUAAAUUGUUUGCGAAGAGAACCGGGCGGUAAAAUGAUUAGAGGUGUAUUUAUUCAAGAUAAAGAUGUGCCUACUUUUUCAUUGCAAGAGUUGUUGUACAUGAGGCAACUACAGCUUGAUUUACCCAUCAAUGUUAUACGUUCUGGUAGCAUUUGGGGUUCUUACAGGCAUUUUCCAUUACCAUUACGACAACCAAAACUCGUACAGAGUGCUUAUGUUUCUCAAAUGGUGCAAGGUGAUCUCAGCACUUUUUGUUGGGUGCAAAACAGAAUAUCUUUAAUCAACAAUGACGAAGAAAAUCAGAUAAGAAUUGUCUAUGCGUCUAUCAAUUUUAAAGAUAUCAUGAUAGCUAGCGGUAGACUUAUUUCGACUUCUGUCGCGUCUCUCGAACGAAAUAAUAGCAUUUUAAUCGGAAUGGAAUUUGUUGGUUUUAAUAAAAAUGGACAAAGAAUAAUGGGACUGUGUUCAAAUGGUGGAUUUGCAAAUAUUUGCGUAGCUGAUAAAUAUCUCAGUUAGAUCAUACCUGAUGAGUGGACGAUGGAAGACGCCGCCACAGUUCCUUGCGUAUAUAGCACAUGCUAUUAUGCUUUAUAUUUGAGAGGUAAAAUGAAGAAAGGCGACAAAGUGUUAAUUCAUUCUGGUACGGGAGGCGUUGGUCAAGCAGCAAUUCACCUUGCACUUUACGAAGGUUGCGAAGUGUUUACAACGGUUGGGAGUAUCGAGAAACAACACUUUAUAAGAGAAACAUUUCCCUCUAUUUCCGAGGAUCAUAUCGGAAACUCUCGGGACACGAGUUUUGAACAAAUGAUUAUCUAGAAGACGGAAGGUCGCGGAGUAGAUAUCGUAUUGAAUUCUUUAGCUAAAGAAGAACUGCAAGCAUCCAUCCGUUGCUUAGCAAAGGGAGGUCGUUUUCUCGAAAUUGGAAAGUUUGAUAUGAUUUCCAAUAGUCCUUUAGAAAUAUUUGCAUUCUCAAAAGGCAUUAGUUUCCACAGCAUAAUAUUGGAUAAUUCUUUUUAUGCCAGACCAGAAGGUAAGAUAAUAUUGUGGAAUAAAAUAAUAGAAGGUAUAAAAAAAAGGGCUAUCAAACCGUUAUGCAGAAGAGUCUUUGAAAAGGAUGAAAUAGAAACUGCGUUUAGAUAUAUGGCUGCUGGAAAACAUAUUGGCAAAAGAGUAACUAAAAUUGAAAUACUAAAUUCUCAAAAAAAAGCACAGUUUAAAGACGAACUUUUGGAUGCGCCUAUACUUGCACAUCCCCGGUACUACUGCCUGGAACAUAAAUGCUACAUCGUUUUAGGUGGUCUAGGUGGUUUUGGUCUAGAAUUAAUUAAUUGGUUGAUUUUACGUGGUGCAAAAAAUCUUGUAGUGACCUCGCGAACUGGAAUAAGGAACGGGUAUCAGCGAUCAAGAGUAACAUUAUGGCAAUCUUACGGUGUAAAUGUACAAAUCGUUACAGCUAUUGAUACUUCGAGAUAUAAAGACUGCGAAUCUAUAUUAAAAUUUGCCGAAGAACAAGGUCCUGUGGAUGUUAUAUUCAAUCUCGCAGUUGUGUUGAAAGAUGGCAUAUUCAAGAAUCAGUCCCCACAAACAUUCGAAGAAUCUUUCGUGUCAAAGGCAUGGACGACAAAAAAGAUGGACGAAUUAUCGAGAACAAUUUGCACUCAACUUCAACAUUUUGUCGUUUUUUCUUCCGUUUCAUGCGGAAGAGGUAACGCAGGCCAAACAAGUUACGGAAUGGCAAAUUCCGUAAUGGAAAAAAUUUGUGAAAGAAGAAUGAAAGAAGGUUUACAUAGUUUGGCUAUACAGUGGGGCGCAAUUGGUGAAGUUGGGCUUGUCGCAGAUAUGCAAGAAAAUGACGAAGAACUUGUUAUUGUAGGUACAUUGCAACAAAGAAUAUCCUCUUGUUUAGACACAUUAGAAAUAUUUUUACUACAAGAUCGGCCAAUCGUAAGUAGCAUGGUUGUUGCUGAGAAAAAAAAUUCUAGCCAAGCAAUGAAUCCACUUGAAGCGGUUGCAAAUAUUAUGGGAUUGAAAAAUAUGAACACAGUGGCGCCAAAUAUAUUACUGGCUGCGCUAGGCAUGGAUUCAAUGAUGGCAGUAGAAAUUAAACAGACAUUGGAGAGAGAAUUUGAUAUUUUAUUGACAGAACAAGAUGUUCAAAAUCUCAGUUUUGCUGCACUUAGAAAAAUGACAAAUGCAACCGAGAAAGAAAAGACGUACGAUGCUACUGAAGUUGCUACAAAUAAUUUGGACGGUUUCGAAAUAUUGACACGAAAACUUAAGGAUUCUGAUUUGAGUCCAGAUAUUUAUGUAGAACUCGAUACAAAAAGGGAAGUUGCUGAAAACAUAAUAUUCCUUAUACCAGGGAUCGACGGAUCUGCAAGCAUAUAUAAACUUAUAGAAUCGAAUAUUAAAUCUUCGGCGAUAUGUAUGCAACACGGUGCACUUAAUAUGCCGGAUUUUACUUGUUCAAUAAUGGAAUCAGCAGCAUAUCUUCUGCCUUACAUAAUGGAGAAAAUGGAAGAUCAAAAAGAAUUUGUAAUAGUGGGUUAUUCAUUUGGAUCCUUAAUUGCUAUUGAGUUAGCAAGAUUAUUAGAAGCUAAGAAUUUCGUUGGACGGUUAUUACUUAUAGAUGGAGCUCCUGACUGGAUGAAAUUUUUGAUUGAAUUUCAUAAUUAUACUUCACCACAAGAACUACAAAAUGACAUCCUACUUCGUUUCAUGAAAACGUAUCUCGAAUCUGACAAUGAAAUGUCUGCAUUAGAGCUGAAUAAGUGCAGUACAUGGGAGGAAAAAUUAGAACUAUUUACUGCUCACUUUUCGGAGAAGAUCGAUGUAUUAAGUGUUGAAAAUCAAAAAUUCUUUUGUACAACAGUUUACGAUCGUCUAAUAUCUGUACAAGAUUAUGAUAUAUCUUUAUUGCCACCUUUAAAAUCAUCUAUAAUACUGUUAAAACCCACACUUACGCCAAUCACUUUUCCUGAGGAGGAUUAUGGUUUACAUAAGGUUACUGAAAGUGCAGUGAAAAUACAUUACGUACAAGGUUCUCAUAUCACAAUGAUGGACAAAAUAGCACCAUUUAUUAACGAAGAAUUCUAAAAUGAAUAACUUUAUAUAAGUUUAAAAUAACUUUAUAUAAUAAAUAACUUUAUUUAAUAUCAAAUAUAUAUAAAUCUAAUUUUUAUUUUGUC
This is a messenger RNA of Formica exsecta, 6815 nucleotides long. RefSeq names its product fatty acid synthase-like. NCBI's taxonomy places the organism in Eukaryota, Metazoa, Arthropoda, Insecta, Hymenoptera, Formicidae. The record is from RefSeq and is a predicted model, not a curated record. Gene Ontology annotation, molecular function: 3-oxoacyl-[acyl-carrier-protein] synthase activity; oxidoreductase activity; fatty acid synthase activity. The transcript is spliced from 17 exons. Gene Ontology annotation, biological process: fatty acid biosynthetic process.